UCAAAUAUUUUUCACAUUUUAUAUUUUUCAUAAAUUUUUUUUAAUACUAUUUUGAUUGACAUUUAUAUAAGUAAUUUGUUAAGUUAUUUAUUGGAUAAUAUUAUAAAAAUUAUUAGAAAUAAUUUCGUCUUAAAUAAAAAUGUAUUCAUUACAAGUUUAAAAAAUAACAAGGAAGAAAUUAAUUUAUUAAUAUUAUUUACAUCAAAAAAUAUAUAAAUUUUAUUGUCCUUUAUUAAAAGCAUAUCUAAAUCUGUACAAAUAAUGUGUGUUCUUAUUUAUAGAUUAUAUCGUUAAUUUAUCUUAAAGAAUUGAAGAUCUAGAAAGAAUAUUCAUGUCAUAUCACUGUUUAUAAAAUAUUAGUUUAGAUUUAAGUUUCUAUUUAGUAUGUAAUAGCUUCUAAAAAUUGCACAUCAAAAUAAAUAUUUGAAUAAGUUUCAAAUGCUUAUUUCAAAUUGGUUUAUUUAAGUAAAAAUAUUUAAUAUUUUUACUAAACUAAAAUACCCAAGUUUUAAAAAAAUUUUCCGAAUAAUUAAUGAGUUUAAAUUUAAUAUUUAAUUAAUUGAUUGAUUUAUAACAAUUGAUAGUUACAUACCAUUGCUAAAUUAUAGAUAAUAUUAUUUUUAUCAAUACGAAGUUAUAUGAGCGAGAUUUCUUGGCAUGCAUAUAAUUGACACGUGUAUUUCAAAACAAUUUAAUUUUAUAAUUUACCGUAUAUAUUACUGUAAUUAUAAUCUACUAUAAUAAAUUAUAAAUUAAAAGAUAGCAUCAUCUUUAAGUAUAACAUUAUUUAGAUUGAAUUAUUAAAAAAAAAAAAGCUAUGGAAUUUUACAACUUAUUUAAAAAAUUAUUUUAGAAUAGUAUUUUGUUUCGUUUUUCUAUCAAUAUUUUUUUAUAAAUUUUUACUGUUGUCAAUUAAUCAUGUCUCCACUUGUUAAUUUCUAUUGAUAUUUUUUUGAUCGCCAUCGUUGUCAAAAUAAAAAUAAUUCAACUAAUACUUGGUUUCUAAGCAGCCAUUUAGCGAUAAAUUAAAGAGCGAUCAUGUCUAUUGACACAGUUUGUCGUUAACGUUUAACGUGGACGCGCGAUAUCAAGUGAAGAAGCGUUUCCAUUAUUCUUUUUGCGAUUCCUGAAAAAAUUGUUUGGAGGUUUUCAUAUCUAUGGAUUUUUUAAAAUUGAGAUUAAUGUAGGAAAAAUUAAUUUUGUAGUGUCCAUAAACAAUAUAAACAUAUAACUUUAAAAUGUCUGAAAAUGGAAUGCAGAUGACCGAGGUGAAUAUAGGAAAUUCAACAUUAACACCGUCGAAUAAAACUAACAGAAAUACGAAUCUCACCUAUGGCAUUGAUGAUGUGCCGCCCUGGUACCUUUGCUUAUUUAUGGCUUUACAGCAUUAUUUAACUAUGAUAGGUGCAAUAGUCUCGAUUCCUUUCAUUUUGACACCAGCUCUAUGUAUGGCAGAGGAUGAUCCAGCGAGAAGUUACAUCAUCUCCACUAUGAUUUUCGUUACAGGACUUGUAACUUUUUUCCAAACUACCAUAGGAUGCAGAUUACCUCUUGUUCAAGGAGGAACCAUUUCCUUUUUAGUCCCAACUCUUGCAAUCUUAAGUUUACCACAAUGGAAGUGUCCGCCACCAGAGAUUUUAAAUGAAUUGUCCUCUGCUAAUCGUACAGAAAUAUGGCAAAUCAGAAUGAGGGAACUUUCAGGAGCCAUUGCUGUAUCCUCUUUGUUUCAAGUAAUAGUUGGAUUUGGAGGUAUCAUUGGAUAUUUAUUGAAAUUUAUUACACCAUUGACUAUUGUGCCAACUGUCUCUCUGGUUGGAAUAUCUCUUUUUGAGAAUGCAGCUGAUGCUGCAUCUAAACAUUGGGGUAUCGCAGCUGGAACAAUACUGAUGUUAACAUUGUAUUCUCAAAUACUUGUUAAUGUGCCAUUCCCAAUAUUAAUGUAUCGUAAGGGUCAAGGAAUUAGAGUCGUGUGGUUUGAAUUAUUUAAACUAUUUCCGGUACUGUUAACUAUAAUAGUCAUGUGGAUAAUUUGCACAAUUUUAACCGUAACGGAUAUUUUACCAGUUGGUCAUCCAGCCAGAGCAGAUAGUAAAUUAAAGAUUAUCAAUGAUUCUCCAUGGUUCCGAUUUCCUUAUCCUGGUCAAUGGGGUACACCUACUGUAUCCUUAUCUGGUGUACUCGGCAUGUUAGCUGGUGUAUUAGCAUGCACAGUAGAAUCUAUCAGUUAUUAUCCAACAACAUCUAGAAUGUGUGGAGCUCCUCCUCCUCCAGUUCACGCUAUUAAUCGAGGUAUUGGUAUGGAAGGCCUUGGAACAAUGUUAGCUGGUCUUUGGGGAAGCGGAAACGGUACAAAUACGUUUGGAGAAAAUGUAGGAACCAUUGGUGUUACGAAAGUUGGUAGUCGCAGAGUCAUUCAAUGGGCGUGCGGAUUAAUGAUCCUUCAAGGAUUAAUUAGUAAAUUUGGUGCUGUUUUUAUCAUCAUUCCUGAACCCAUAGUUGGCGGAAUAUUUUGUAUAAUGUUUGGGAUGAUCUGCGCUUUCGGUCUUUCUGCAUUACAAUAUGUAAAUUUAAAUUCUGCGAGGAAUUUGUACAUUCUUGGAUUUUCUAUUUUUUUCCCACUGGUUUUAUCAAAAUGGAUGAUCAAUCAUCCAGGAGUAAUACAAACCAGAAAUGAAAUAUUCGAUAGUGUAGUUACAGUAUUACUUAGCACAACUAUUUUAGUUGGAGGUGUCGUGGGAUGUUUAUUAGAUAAUAUUAUACCAGGUACACCUGAGGAACGUGGACUUAUUGCUUGGUCAAAUGAAAUGGAAUUAAAUAUAGCAAAAGAUGAAAAAGAGGAUCAAGAGUACAUAUCCAAUACGUUUGAUUUUCCAUUUGGAAUGGAUAUUUUACGAAGAUGGAAAUGGACACAUUACAUGCCAUUUUUACCGACUUACAAACCUGGAAUUUAUUCAUGUGGCCAAAAAAAACAAUAAAUAAUUUAAUUUUAUUUAAUAAUGAAUUGCUAAUUAUUGUGUGAAUUUUACAAAAUGCGAAUAUUGAAUGAGUCACUUUACAAAUGAUGAAUUGUUAAUAGAAUGUAAAAGAAAAUGAUUAAAAUACAAAUUAAAGAAUUUUUAUAUAAAAAUAA
This is a messenger RNA of Apis cerana (Asiatic honeybee), 3130 nucleotides long. Its product is annotated as solute carrier family 23 member 1. Gene Ontology annotation, molecular function: transmembrane transporter activity. NCBI's taxonomy places the organism in Eukaryota, Metazoa, Arthropoda, Insecta, Hymenoptera, Apidae. The record is from RefSeq and is a predicted model, not a curated record. Gene Ontology annotation, cellular component: membrane. Gene Ontology annotation, biological process: transmembrane transport.